Messenger RNA from Anthostomella pinea, 237 nucleotides. The record is from the annotation of a GenBank genome assembly. NCBI's taxonomy places the organism in Eukaryota, Fungi, Ascomycota, Sordariomycetes, Xylariales, Xylariaceae.
AUGAUGGCUGAGAGCUUAGAGUCCCGCAAAUUCGACCGCAACCCGAUGCUCGAUGUUGCCCUACCUGUUCGAGUGAAGACCCGCGAGAUCCCUACGAGUACGGAACCUGAAGAAAAGAAGGCCGAGGGGACUGCGAACACCAUGGCGUUCUCCCUUCUGACGCGGUUCAGCGCCUCAGUCACGCAGCUCCUCCACCUCAAGCUGACCAUCGGACCAACGACUGGGACGGGCGAGUGA